Trichoderma aggressivum f. europaeum is the source of this 543-nucleotide messenger RNA. RefSeq lists its product as uncharacterized. Lineage: Eukaryota; Fungi; Ascomycota; Sordariomycetes; Hypocreales; Hypocreaceae. Bases 1 to 543 code for a protein of 180 amino acids. Gene Ontology annotation, cellular component: endoplasmic reticulum. The record is from RefSeq and is a predicted model, not a curated record. The transcript is spliced from 3 exons.
AUGGCAUCUCAUCGAAAAGCCCUGCGCGACUGGCUCUACCUCUUCAUCAUCGGCACCCAACUCUUCGGCAUGCUAGCCCUCGAUCUCGUCGCAUUCUACCCCAAAUCCCUCUACCAACCCCCCUCCUCCCCCCUCCACUUCCUCCUCUCCCUGCGCGCCUGGUACGUCGCGUCCACCGGCGAUCCCUUCUUCGCCCAGCAAUCCCACCAGCCCUGGUUCGACGUCUUUCUCUACAUCGAGGGGCUCGUGCAGCUGCCCCUCGCGGCGUACCUCGUCUAUCAAUUGGCUUCGAGCAAGCCGACUUCGGGACCUGCUGAGCUUGCCGGGCUGGCGUUUGGGUCGGUCACCUUUAUGGGCGCUGCGGCGUGCUGCUUCGAGUUGUUGCACAUGGGCGAGGAUGUGGUGAGCGAGGAGAAGAAAGGGUCGUUGCUGUAUGGCACGUAUUUUCCGUUUGUUGUCAUCCCUGCUGUAUUGGCUGUGGACAUGUAUUUGCGUCUGCUGCCUCGUGUCCGCGAGACUCAUGUCAAGGCAAAGACGCAGUGA